CUGAAAUUGAUUGUCAGAAAAUUAGAUAAGGGAGAAAUAAAACGAUAUAAUGAAUGGCUAGUCCUCGAAAUCUUUCGAAAUUCACCCGUAAUCUGGUUUAUUCUUUACGAUUAAAUGUAGGAGCGAGAGAUCAGGCAAGAUGUCUGUCACACCUCACUAAUGAGCUACCAAGUCCGCAAGGGUCUUCACUCCUGGAGGUCAAGGACCGGGUUCAAAUCUCGCAGGAGAGAGACUUCAAGCUUCCCUCGUUGAACCCCUUUAAAGCUUCGAGGAGAAAGGAGUACUCUGAGAGAAGGUUAUUAGGGUAUUCCAUGGAACAGAUGUACAAUGUUGUGAAGGAUGUCGAGAACUAUAAACAUUUCGUCCCAUGGUGCAAGGAAUCGACGAUUAGUGAAAUAAGACAGGGACAAUGCAAGGCUCAGAUAACGGUCGGGUUCCCUCCACUACUAGAAAAAUAUGUAUCGACAGUGACAAUGGUUAAGCCUCACUUAGUAAAGUCGGUCUGUACUGAUGGUCGGAUAUUCAACCUUCUUGACACCACAUGGAGAUUCAGUCCCGGCUUGCCCAACACACCCGAGACUUGUAAAUUAGACUUCUCUGUUACCUUUGAAUUUCGCAGCCUCUUACACUCGAAUCUUGCGCACAUCUUUUUCGAUGAGGUUGUUAAAACGAUGGUCAAUGCUUUCUUAAAACGAGCAGGGGAGUUGUACGGAGCACCACAUAUACGAAGUUCACAACCCAAGAUAUUGGUGUACAAUUCUUGACGAAAAGAGGACAUCUAGUGCAGAAAUUAAGAACUAUUUAUGGAUACAAACAUUUUAAAUCAUUUUGAGUUUUGUUUGAGAACGCUUGAGAGGUAUGCUUAGCUGAGUGAUAUAGAUUUCUACUUACUGUUGUAAUUAUAAACACAUUUUACUAGAUGUUUUAAUUUGCGAUUCUUAGUGGAAGCUCAUUUACCUCUCAUACAACUGAAUGUUGAUCUUUAAUCCAUACUUGGUGAUAUACAUGUAUGAAUCCUUGUAAAUUUGUUGAAAAAGACGUUGUUGGUAGAUGUGCAUUACUGAUCCAUCUUAAAUUUGAUGUUGUGUGCCAUGAAAGUAUAUCGGGGAACUGAUUUGCUGUAAAUUGCAAAAUUUUAGUUUUAUUGCCUUUUGUUAUAAUUUGCGAAAACUUCAGAAAGUCAGCAGAUGGAUGCUUGUUUUUUCCUGAAAGUGGGAGGUUGAGAAGUUAUGAUGAAGUUACAUAUGAAACAAAAAAACGUUUUGUUACGGUAGACCAAUAUUUCAACCCACACUCGGAGAACCUGUUGUGUUUAUUGAAUAAAAGAUCACAUUCAG
This is a messenger RNA of Lineus longissimus, 1337 nucleotides long. RefSeq names its product coenzyme Q-binding protein COQ10 homolog B, mitochondrial-like. The coding region runs from base 54 to 764 and encodes 236 amino acids. Gene Ontology annotation, cellular component: mitochondrion. Gene Ontology annotation, biological process: cellular respiration; ubiquinone biosynthetic process. Gene Ontology annotation, molecular function: ubiquinone binding. Lineage: Eukaryota; Metazoa; Nemertea; Pilidiophora; Heteronemertea; Lineidae. The record is from RefSeq and is a predicted model, not a curated record. The transcript is spliced from 5 exons.